Symbiodinium sp. CCMP2592 is the source of this 711-nucleotide messenger RNA. Lineage: Eukaryota; Dinophyceae; Suessiales; Symbiodiniaceae. The record is from the annotation of a GenBank genome assembly.
AUGCUGCGGACUUGCAUUGCCAUUGCAACCAUCUGUGAAGCUCUCACAACUCCUGCAAGACAUGUGGUGCCUUUACAUAGGCAGAGGGUGCCUGUGCAAGGAGAGGAUGACCGAAUUUCGUACAAGAGCGUCUACUUUGGCUCCGUAACCGUGGGCUCGCCUGAGCAGAAGUUCGCGGUCGUUUUCGACACCGGCUCGGGUCACGUGAUCAUUCCUUCGAGUGAGUGCCACAGCGAGACCUGCCGGAUCCACAACCGGUACAACAGAGAGGCUUCACCUGCCGCAGUUGACGUCGACUACGACGGAUCUCCGGUGCAAGCAGGGUCCCCACGGGACCAGAUUACCGUGGCCUUCGGGACCGGGGAGGUGACGGGGCAGUUCGUGCAAGACAGGCUUUGCCUUGGAUCGCAUGGAGCUGCCCCUGCUGCCCCGGCAAUCGCAGUGCCCUCGUACACAGAGCCGUUGCUACUGGUUCAGUCUGGAGAAGCCGAGCUGGGCAGAACUCCGAGCGCGCAAAAAGGUCACACCAAGGCCCUUGGCAACGCAUCCAACGCGAUGCUUCUCAGCCAAGCCUUGAACUGCGUGGACCUCCGAGUAGUCAUGGCCACGGAGAUGACGGAAGAGCCAUUCCACGCGUUUUCCUUCGAUGGUGUGUUGGGCCUGGGGCUGCGACCUUGGGAAGCUGGUGCAAGCUGCAGGGCCGCAAGAUGA